Molecule: messenger RNA, 663 nt
Organism: Fusarium mangiferae
Lineage: Eukaryota; Fungi; Ascomycota; Sordariomycetes; Hypocreales; Nectriaceae
Product: putative GTP-binding protein ypt5
Exons: 5
Coding region: 1-663 (220 amino acids)
Molecular function (GO): GTP binding; GTPase activity
Source: RefSeq, a predicted model, not a curated record
AUGGCCUCUCGACAACCUCCCGCUGGCGCCCGCGGCACUAACACCCGGUUCGCUCAGUUUAAGCUGGUUCUUCUAGGCGAGUCCGCUGUCGGAAAGAGUUCAAUAGUCUUGCGAUUUGUCAAGGACCAAUUCGAUUCCUAUCGCGAGUCCACCAUCGGUGCUGCCUUCUUGACCCAGACCAUCUCUCUCGAUGAGAACACUACUGUCAAGUUCGAGAUCUGGGAUACCGCCGGCCAGGAACGCUACAAGUCUCUUGCUCCCAUGUACUACCGAAAUGCAAACUGCGCCGUUGUCGUUUACGAUAUCACUCAAUCUGCAUCACUAGACAAGGCAAAGGCUUGGGUUAAGGAGCUCCAACGCCAGGCGAAUGAGAACAUUGUCAUUGCCCUCGCAGGAAACAAGUUGGAUUUGGUUACUGAGCAACCCGACAAACGAGCCAUUCCCACCGCCGAUGCUGAGGCUUAUGCUCGUGAAGCUGGCCUCCUCUUCUUCGAGACUUCUGCCAAGACUGCCGAGAACGUCCAAACUCUUUUCACAGCCAUAGCUAAGAAGCUGCCCCUGGACCAAGCUGGUCCACGACAUGCUCGACCGGGCCAACGACCAGGUGUCAGCCUGGCUCCCGAGAACUCCAACACUAACGUCAGCGGCCCUUGCAGCUGCUAA